GCUAUCUAUCCGUCAGACGCUGCGCUACGAAAAUGCCUAAUUUGGCGUGGCACAAUUGAGGCGGCGGGUGAGUGCGCGCUCCAAGCUCCAGAGCCCUGUCCGACAAAGCAUAUGAUGCGGAGGCGCGCCGAUCGAGCAGCUCCGUGCGGUUGGACCCCUCACGCGGAGCAUAUAGAAGCUAUGUGCACCAGCUUCCAGAGCUCCCUUGUCGUUUCAACCUCGUAGACUAGCCAUUGACAACCGUCUACAGCUUCCACGAUGCUGCUCUCACGCUCCCGCUGCGCGCUCCGACCGCUCUCGUCCCUGCCGUCCGCCCGACCUUUCGGUGGUAGCAGACGCACCAUGUCUCAAUACAGUCCCGACCUCAGGUCGUACCUCGUCACGCCCGCUGAGCUCGACUCCGCCCUCAAAAAGAACGUCCAUAGCAAGCUGUCGACAGCCCCGAAGAUCAUUCCACUCUGCGCAUCAUGGUUCCUUCCGAACGACGGCCGAAAUGGUCUCGACACCUUCAAAGCAUGCCGUAUUCCUCACGCCCGCUUCUUCGACCUCGACGAAGUCAAGGAUCCGACUUCUCCAUACCCGCACAUGCUUCCGUCGGCUGAGGACUUUGCGAAGGCAAUGGGUCGAUUGGGCAUUCGCCGCGAUGAUAGCGUGGUCGUGUAUGACACGAAAGAGCUUGGAAUAUUUUCUGCGCCGAGGGUUGGAUGGACACUUCAGGUCUUCGGACAUUCGAAUGUGCAUGUAUUGAACAACCUCCGCAAGUGGUGUGACGAGGGAUAUCCCACAAAGAGCGGAGAGCCAGGCGACGUUCAGCCGGUCGACUAUCCGGUGUCGGAGCUCAUGCAGAACAAGGUGGCGGCAUUCGAGGAGGUCAAGGAGAUAGCAAAAGAACUGGGAAAGGAAGGGGCGGAGGAGGUGCAGAUAUUGGACGCGAGGAGCCUAGGACGAUGGAAGGGAACGGACCCGGAGCCUAGAGAGGGUCUCUCGUCUGGCCACAUUCCUCACUCCAUCUCCGUGCCCGUCUCGGAGCUGCUCAACCCGGACGACAAGACGCUCUUGCCAGCCUCAAAACUCCAAGCACUCUUCAAGGCUAAGGGUGUCGACCCCUCGAGGCCCGUUAUUAGCAGCUGCGGCACUGGAGUCACUGCUGCGGUAAUUGACGCUGCUCUCACCGAAGCUGGCUUCCCGCUAGAGAACAGGAGAUUGUAUGACGGUAGCUGGACGGAGUGGGCUCAACGGGUCACUCCCGGCGAGAGCCUCAUUCGGACGAGCGAAUAAACACACAAAAUGCACGGCGACUGAGAUGAUACGACUAUAUGGAACGAUACCCUUUCAUUCUCCUAUGAGUUGACAAUGAUAGCAAUUGUAUUAUACGCGACGAGCUGGAAAAGGCCAAGCUGGUGAGGACUGCAGGGGAUUGCGUCAGCCUUUACGCCAAUCAUAGGUAGAAUUCAAUUUAAAGAUUACAGUGCUCUCAUGGGUGAG
Molecule: messenger RNA, 1485 nt
Organism: Trematosphaeria pertusa
Lineage: Eukaryota; Fungi; Ascomycota; Dothideomycetes; Pleosporales; Trematosphaeriaceae
Product: thiosulfate sulfurtransferas-like protein
Exons: 2
Coding region: 259-1278 (339 amino acids)
Biological process (GO): transsulfuration
Cellular component (GO): mitochondrion
Molecular function (GO): thiosulfate-cyanide sulfurtransferase activity
Source: RefSeq, a predicted model, not a curated record